AUGCGGUCCUCUCUCUUCCCUUUCCUGCUGACUCUCCUAUCCUCGAUUUCCAUAAUUCUCGCCUUCCCUUCUCCCAUAUUUUCAAAUAAAGAGGCCAAUAAAGAAGUAUGGUCCCUUCCGAUAGAUCCAGCAGAGUACAAUCAUCAAACAUACUCACAGUGCUCUACCAACGCUGAAUGCUUUAGGAAAGGUCUCCCACCGCUGAAGCCUGCUACUAAAACGAAGAGGAACGAGUUAAAACCUAGACAAUCUGCUGGAGUUAACGUAAUAUCAGGUAUCAUCCAAGUACUUCAAAAUGGUUCUCCUAUAGGAUACGUCUCUGGUGCUGUUAAUACCACUUACGGUGGAUAUGGAUUAACCUCUACCGCAGCAAAUGCAAUGUCGGUAUCAUUCACUCCUAAUGGUAACACCCCUGUUACAUUCACUUUGGCGGCUUCUCAACGACCUGCCGGGUUUCCUUAUCUAGCUUCGGUAUAUGGAGGUGGUGGAAGUGCGAUGAAUUUACUCACAACCGAUUAUUCUUACACAUUCAUUACCGCUGCCAAUGUCGUUAUCCCCGUCGGUCCUGCUGUAGCUUCGGCUUCGAAUAAUCGAUUUAACAGAGCUACAGGAACGGAGACUUCUUUGUUCGUGUACACCGCUUCAACGCGAAAUAUUGCUGCGAGAUGGACCAACACCGAUAACACCCAGACGAAUGCUGUCAUCAUAUAUGAUGUCAAAUUUGCUUUGUUCUACUUGAUCGGUAAUUUCGCACAAUUCCAAGCUCGCUAUCCGAACGAAGGUGAAUAUGUAGUUACAUGGAAACUGAUACCUCAAUAA
Kwoniella botswanensis is the source of this 819-nucleotide messenger RNA. RefSeq lists its product as uncharacterized. The coding region runs from base 1 to 819 and encodes 272 amino acids. The transcript has 9 exons. The record is from RefSeq and is a predicted model, not a curated record. NCBI's taxonomy places the organism in Eukaryota, Fungi, Basidiomycota, Tremellomycetes, Tremellales, Cryptococcaceae.